This is a messenger RNA of Linum trigynum, 4031 nucleotides long. Lineage: Eukaryota; Viridiplantae; Streptophyta; Magnoliopsida; Malpighiales; Linaceae. The record is from the annotation of a GenBank genome assembly.
CCGUCCAUAAACUUUGGAUUUAUUAACAAAUCGAUCGCCAGAUAUUGAUUUGUAAUGACUGUUUCUCACUAUAAUUUGAAAGAACUAACAAAACAAACAACUGUCUAAACAAAGAACUCAACUCGACCCUAAUUGACUAAUAGAAUAUUAGCUAGAUUUGACCAAUUAUAGCUCGACUGACAUUGUGGGAGUUAAAAAAAAUGCCUUCUCGAUGCCGACAAUUGGCAACGAUAUAGUGUGAUGUAAAAUUGGAUCUUGUACUAGCGGGUUUAACCUUAUCCUUGAUUAUUAUUAACGUGGGAGAUAACACUCUAAUUUUGAACAGAGUUAUAGGACCUAUAACUUAGACAGAAGUGAGACAUAAUUAUUACGCUAGUUAUUCCAAAUUUCAGUAAUAGAUGUUAUAAAGAAUUAAAUCCCGAAUCGAGAGAGAUCAAAAAUUCUCACUAUUUCUUAGAUUCAUGGACAGCAAAGUAGUGACAGCUUUUUUUGUAACAUCAAAAUUCAGUGACCAUUUAUGCAAUUGUCCCUAUUUUUAGCUGGAAUUUCCCAUUUGUGAGAAAAAUAAAAUAAAUCAAAUUUUCCUCUCCCAGUUUCCGUUAAACAACAGAUCCCUUUCGUGACACACUGCUCUCUCUCUCUGUCUCACACCCACGCCCACGCCACAACAAGCGCAGAGAGAAGAAGGAAGAAAGACGGAAAAAAAUAAACAACCAACAAAAAUACCAAUCCAACUGUAAACUUCCUCUCCCUUCUUCCUUCUUCAGUCUUCUUCCCCCCCCCCCCCCCCCCCAGCCCUGCCCAAAUUCCACCCUUCCUCGUCGCUGCCUUCCUCCCCAUUUCUACCUCCUUCUGAGCUCUCUCCCCCAGUUCGCCGUCUUUGCUUCCUUGGCAUUGGGCGCCGAACGGGCUUUACUAAACUUGGAGGGAGGGAAGACAAAGAGUGUCAGUCUCAAGAGUCCUUCCGCGCGAGGUUUAUCCCAAUUGGAAAUUGGUGGGAGUCUUCUUUCCCUUUCUUUCCUCUCGCUUUACCUUGGUGGGUAUUCGAGGAGCAGGAACAUGUGGGCGAUCGUGAUGGGUUUGUCUUGAGAUUUCCCCUUCGUUUCUCUUUUCACGCCCCCCCCCCCCCCCCCCCCCCCCCCCCCCCCCCCCCCCUGAUUCGACAGCGGCUUUCAUUUUCCUAGCUGGGUUGGAAUCCGAUUUCUCUUAUUAAGGAGGGUUUUGAUUUUUUUUCCCUGUGCAAUCAUUGGAUGGUAGUGUGUGGACUCUGUUGAAGUUGAGUCCGGGCACGGCAGGCAGUUCACGUCCCACUAUUAGAUGUAGUAGCUGGUUUUUUCUUCUGCUCAUGGAAUGAUGGAUUGUUGAUUUGCGGGAGUUGUUGCCGUGGUGGGUUUUGGGACUUGAGGAAGAGGGUUUAAUUCGGAUUUUGGUUUUGGGGUUGGAUUUGUAUUGAUCUUGGGGAGGGAGAUUGCUAGAGUGGGGAGAAUGUCUGGGGGGACGCCGAGAGGUGGGUAUGUGAGGCAGAGACAUAGCCAAGGAGGAUAUGGAUCGAGUGGUGAUGAUUUGGAGGAUGAUGCUUGCUCAAGACCACAACAGCACUUCUCUCCAACUCCUCCCAGAGUUAGGUCUUGGGUAGAGAUUUUGGAGAAUCUGCUCUGGAUUGCUUCAUCCCUUUUCAUCGUUUACUAUGGGGACAGACAUUCCAAUUUGAUAUAUCUACUGUGGCAUGAUGGUAGGAUAAGAAGAAUGCCCUUGUACUUCGGGAUGGCAGGUGUUGGUUUCAAUGUACUUAUAUUUUUGUACACAAGUUUGUUUGCUUGGAGCGACAGAAGAUUUGACGAGAAAUGGGAAUUGUCGAGCUUAUCUGCUUUACCAUGGGUUACUGUAUUGGGACUCGUCUCCUUCUGCUUGUUCAGUGUGGCUUUGUGGCCAAUAUGGAGUUUCUUGACAAUUCCUCUUCUGUUCACCCUGUUCAUGGCUUUCAUGAUAAUCUUUCCUUCAGUAAUAGUUGGAACGCUGAGGCAACAAGGUGAUGCAUUCCGUAUAGAUUAAAAGACUCUCGAGAGCAGGUGGAGAUACUCUGACAUAGAUGAACAACUUUCUAACCCAAAACCAUGGUGGGUAGCACUUGAUGUAGGUCAAAAGAUCCAUUUUGUCUCAUGGAAGAACACAAAUUUACUGCACAGUUUUGACCUCUUGGUGUUGGAGGUGGUGGUCGCAGAAGAAAGCUGAUCUGGAAUUCACCCGAUCAGUUGUUAUACCCUCAUUGUCCUUGACACAGACACUAAAAUUUUCAGGCAGCCCUCUCUUAUGAAGUGCAGGAUUGGAUCGAUAAACAAGGCGGGAUGGGGAGACUUCAAGCAGGAAUUUAGAUUGAUUGAUUUGAUUGGUUGUAUUGUGAUAAGUUUUGUGACUGAAUUCCAUCUCGCCCUUGUUUUUUGAUUGCUCUUUAGAAUUUGAAUGAGAAGGGGCCAGUACAGUUCCAAUAGUGACUAAAUUUGGUGUUCAUAAUAUUUUCUUGUCGUAACUCGUAUAGUCUCAUCUGGAUUCAUCCUGUUUCCAUAACAUCACAAAGCUGCAGGCUUUGAUGUUUCGACCUUCUGUGAUCCCUUUUUCUUACUUAGUUUCUAUGAUCCCUUUCAUUGAUGAUCGUUUAAGCUUGUUCGAGAUCCAGCCUACCACUUUCUAGAUUUCAGCUGAACCAUAUACAGGUUGCAAUACAGCAGCAGAGACUAUAUAUUAAACAAACCAGGUCAUAUGAGAUCAUUGAACUCUUAUAAACCAUGUUUGGCAUGAAAUGGACUCUUCAUCAACUCCACUUGACAAAAGAACUGCAAGAAAAAGCUGAGCACACAACACCUUUUCAUGCUAUAGGCAUGAAAUUGAGUGUUCAUAACCUCAUUUUCGUUCUAAAAGCGUAUAAUCCCAUCUGGGUUCAUCCAAUUCAUUACAAAUCUGCAGCCUUUGAUGUUUCUUUGGCCUUCUUGCCUCUUCUUUCAUCUCUGAGCUCUUUUCUUCUCAAGUUUCUAUCAUCCUCGCUUCAAUUGAUGAUCGUCUAAGCUCGUUCGAGUUUCAGGCAGCAAUGACAGCAGCAGAGACUAAACAAGCAAGGUGAGGCAAGAUCGUUUAACUCUCAAGAUAGUACCACACGUUUUCCAUGGAAUGGAGACAACUUCAUCAACUCCACUUGACGAAAAAAUAAGGGAGGAAAAAGUUGAGCACAUAAGAACAUGUGGAUAUUGCCAAAAAUUAGUCCAUAUAUUGCUAUCUCCAACGAGUAACCUCGUGGAGAAGGCUUCGUGGACUAUUUUUCCAUUUCUCAAUGAGAAGGUUGUAGUUCUUAUUAGUUAAGGAAUGGAAAGUGGGGCAAUUAGUUGACUGCUUCAUACAUUUGUACGCGUAGGAGUUGAUGAUGAUGAUGACACUUAGAUCCUGUUGGGAUACUUUUCUUUGCAGAGAGGCUAUGGCAAUGGCAGCCAGAGAAGUUGUUAAUUGGGUUUUGAUGCUUUCAGACUGAGUUGGGGGACAGUUCUUAUUUUGAGUGGAUUUCCACUUUGAAAGAUCACCAAACAACACACAUAGUCGGCCUCACCAAACUCCAUCUCUUAUAUUCCACAUUCAACAAUAACUGUUCUUGAGUUGAGUAAUUUGGUGGGGUAGUGGGUGCUGCAUUUUCCUUUGCAUUUAUAAACUCCAGAUGUGAGGAUUAUUUUAGAAGUACCGAUGAAUUUAGGUAGAGCGGAGUGUUUUUUCCCGUAUAAUCUCAACAUGAUUAGGGUACAAAAUUUAUUGAAUUGAUUAUUUUAGAAGUAUUGAUGAAUUUAGGUAGAGCAGAGUGUUUUUCUGUAUAAUCUCAACAUGAUUAGGGUGCAAAAUUUAUUGAAUUGACAAAAUAUUGCUCACAUAUUGGCGAAGGGGUUAAUGUCGUUCUUUUUUCAAAUACAGUAGUUUUUUUAUACGGAAAAUACAGUAGUUUUUUUAUACGGAAUAUAUUUGUGCAUUAUAAUUAUGAAUAAGUAUCUUAAUUCUGA